AUGUGUCUCGACAAGACCGGCGAGCUGGAUGCCAUUGAGCUGUGGCGCCGAUUGCCGCAAGUGGUGAACCAGUUGAGCGUUCGCAACAAAUACCACGUGAUGCCCACUGGAUAUGCCUACGCCCCGGGCCAUGAAUGCGCGGUUAUCUCGCUUGGGAUUGGGAAGGAUGUGGAAGCCGAGCGACAAAUGCUGACGGCCCUUCCGCAUUGUGACUUCUUUGGCGCGGAUCCGGUCAAUGACACGAACGCCGAUCUAUAUCCAGAGGUAGGCCGCUUCUUCAACAUUGCCGUUGGCGCGUCGAACGGGACGAUGAAGGCUGAGAUUUUGGAAG
Molecule: messenger RNA, 331 nt
Organism: Mesorhabditis spiculigera
Lineage: Eukaryota; Metazoa; Nematoda; Chromadorea; Rhabditida; Rhabditidae
Source: the annotation of a GenBank genome assembly